AUUUCUUUCUCUGAGUUCAUUCUGACCAUUUUUUGGCUUCUGUGAACAAGAUAUAAUAAACCCCAUGUUAGAUUUACUGUUUACCAUAAUUGUAUAUUACUAAAAAAUUGAAAUGAACAACACAUAAAACAAAACCAUGCCCUAAACCCAAUGCAUCUGAAUAUAUAUUGUCCCUUGUUUAUUGCACCAUUUACACCUCCCACCUUCUUUAACCAUACUUUAUUUUCAAAUUCUUGUACAUUUAACUAUACACAAGAUUCCCCAUCUGGACAGCUUGUCGACACAAACACACAGAGGCCUUGUUUUCUUGGUUGCUGCAGCCUGCAAGGAGGCUUCAUUCUCUCUUCUUUCACCAUUUGAAUCUCAAGUCCAUGUGCACUCAAUAGUUUUAAUGAAAAAAUUGUGUAAGAGGAAGGCCCACAAGGGAAGAAGAUGAUGCAUUAUUUCACAUGUUGAUUUAUUUUUCACACAGAAAGCCUCACUGUUGCAUUCAUCUUCUGCAAAUAGUCUGUAGCCACAAGCCAUACAACCUGUCAACAUUAAUUAGUGCAAAGAAUCAAGUGAUAGUUCCAGUUCUUUUUUCCUGGUCCCAUUCCAGCCUAACCAGUUUUGUUUAAACACAACUAAAAGUUAUGAACAUGGUUCUUCAUGAGACCCUUCACAAUAUUGACAGUAGAGAAAACAGUGAGGUGGGUUUCAGAAUAUAAGUCUCUUAUUACCUUGUAUCUUCUUCAUCCAUAUUUCACAACAAACACCAAGCACCAUUAAUAAUCUAGGCAUGGAAGAACAAUCGCCAGUGUCACUUUCUGGUGCUGAAAUGGCAACCCUUGAAACCAAGACCCUCACUAUCAAAAUAGCCAACUCCAGCCACAAGCCAGGUAAAGAGAUUUUAACAAACAUCAUCACAGAUGCACAGUCACCAAACUUAUACAGCUCAAUUGCAUCUUCACCUUAUAACUCUCCCUCUCUCAUAUCUCCACCUUCUUCAGCAUUUGUUUCAGCCCUUCAGUCUCCUUACAUAUCUCCUAGAGCAACUAUCAUCCCCACUCAUAUUAAAGAAAACACAACUACUCCAUCUAGUACAACAGUUACUCACCCAUCUACUCCAGUGUCGUAUUGUGGCUCGCAGUCUGAUGACAUUCCGAGUACAUCCUACACUCCCCCACCUGAAAGAUGUGAUUUUUCCGAUGACACAAAGCUCAAAAUUGUCACAUGUGUACCUGUUCCGGGCCAAGAAUCCGCUCCUCGGAUUUCGUUUUCGUUUCCGGUUCCAAGAAUGUCAUUUGCUAAAGGAUCUGUUUCACCUGCAUCGAAUGCCAAACUAAGAAGCUGCGAUGUUUACAUUGGUUAUCACGGUCAAAGUCCCAACUUGAUGCGCUUCUGUAAGUGGCUUAAAUCAGAGCUUGAGCUGCAGGGCAUUGCUUGUUUUGUUGCUGAUAGGGCCAAGUACUCCGAUAAUCAGAGCCAUGAAAUAGCUGACCGUGUUAUUUGCUCGGUGACAUAUGGCAUUGUGGUUGUUACGAGUCACAGCAUCCUGAAUCAUCAUAGUUUGGAAGAGAUUAGAUUCCUUUCUCAAAAGAAGAACUUGAUUCCAUUGUUCUUCGACACAGAUAUCAAUGAGAUUGCAAGCCCUGUGAACCAAAAUUCUCAGAAUAAAGAAUGUAAAGAAGCGAUUGAUGGCCUAAUGAAGUCACAAGAGUUCAUGCUGGAGGCAAAUGAUGGUAACUGGAGAAGUUGUGUAACGAAAGCUACAGGGAUUUUGACGGGAAAGCUUGGAAGAAAGAGUGUUGUUGAGAAAGAAGUUGAAAUUUUCGAGGACUUGCCACUUCCGAGAAACAAAUUUUUUGUGGGAAGAGAAAAAGAGAUACUGGAUAUUGAAACUGCAUUUUUUGGGUGUGGGGAGUACUUUGAGCAAGAAACAUCUUUACCGAUUAUUAGAGGAGGAACACCUGGUCAAUGUGAAGGUUUAGCAGAUGAAGAGAGUGAGGUUGAUGCAGGUAGAGGAAGGUACAUAAAUUUGGAGGUUGGAAAGUGCAAGGAGCCAAACUUGGAGGCUUGGAUUGAACCAGUUAUAGGAAGAAAUUCUUUUAAGCGACUUAAAUACAAAAAGUCAAAAAGUGGAAAAUACAAAAGUUUUGGAAACAGCAUUGUGUGCAUAAAUGGAGCUUCAGGUAUUGGAAAAACAGAACUUGCAUUGGAGUUUGCUUAUAGGUAUUCACAGAGAUACAAGAUGGUUUUGUGGGUAGGUGGUGAAGCUCGAUACUUCAGGCAGAACAUUUUAAAUUUGUCUCUCCAUAUGGGGCUGGAUGUAAGUGCUGAUGCUGAGAAGGAACGAGGAAGGAUCCACAGCUUUGAUGAGCAGGAAUCUGAAGCCUUCAAGAGAGUCAAAAGAGAACUAUUUAGGGAUAUGCCAUAUCUAGUGAUCAUUGAUAAUCUUGAGACAGAGAAGGAAUGGUGGGAAGGGAAGGAUCUGCAUGACUUGAUACCAAGGAACACUGGAGGAUCCCAUGUGAUUAUAACCACAAGACUCUCCAGAGUAAUGAACUUUGAUCCCAUGCAGCUUCAGCCACUGCCUUUAUAUGAUGCAAUGAUUGUGAUCAAAGGGAGAAGAAAGAAAGAAUAUUCGCCCUUGGAGAUGGAGUUUCUAGAGAAGUUCUAUGACAAAUUAGGGAGGUCAACUUUUGGGUUAUGGGUGAUUGGUUCACUACUUUCUGAACUUACAAUAUCACCAUCUGCUCUGUUCGAGGCUAUAAAUCAGCUUCCUCUGGAAGAACCUUCCAAUUUGAGCACCACGGAUGAACAAUUCUGCAGAAACAAUCUUUUCUUGAUGAAAGCACUUGCCUUCUGCAGUGCUAUUUUGCAGCAAACAAAAGGGACAAGAAACCUCCUUGCCUCAAGAAUGCUUCUCGUCGGAGCUUGGUUUGCCCCAGCACCUAUUUCAGCUAAUUUAUUAGCAACUGCAGCUAGGAUUCUACCAGCUUCUUCAAUUAACCGGCUCAGGAAGUGGACUAAAUGUGUGAGCCUCGCACUUUGUUGUUCAGGUUGUUUAGCAACACAAACGUGGAAGACUGAAGAGGAUUCAGCCUCAGUGUUGGUUAAACUAGGCUUGGCAAGGAAAGCCAACAGACAGCCUGGAUAUUGGAUCCGAUUUCACCCAAUUACUCAAAUAUUUGGAAGGAGAAAAGGCGGCCUACCCGCUGCCAAGGCAACAAUUCAAGGCAUAAGAAAGACAGGAAACCCAUUGGUAUACUCAGACCACCUAUGGGCCUCAGCUUUUCUGGUUUUCGGAUUCAAAUCUGAACCUCCACUAGUUCAACUGAAGGCUAUAGAUAUGGUUCUCUACAUCAAAAAAACAGCUCUUCCCCUAGCAAUCAGAGCAUUCACAACCUUCUCAAGGUGCAACUCAGCAUUAGAACUUCUCAAAGUCUGCACCAAUGUCCUCGAGGAAGUAGAGAAAUCCUUUGUCUCUCAAAUACAAGAUUGGUGCCACGGAUCUUUUUGCUGGAAAAAGAAAUUGCAGUCAAAUCAGAGGAUAGACGAAUAUGUAUGGCAAGACGUGACACUGUUGAAGGCUACACUUUUAGAAACCAGAGCCAAGUUGCUGCUGAGAGGUGGACAUUUUGAUAGUGGUGAAGAGCUAUGCAGAACAUGCAUUAGUAUCAGGACGGUGAUGCUGGGGCAUGGCCAUGCUCAAACACUAGCUGCCCAAGAAACAUUGGCUAAGUUAGUAAGAAUGAGGAGUAAAAUGUAAUGUACUUGAAUGUCCUUUUCAUCUGAACAAUCAAUAUUGAUUCUUGGUGGGCUCCA
This is a messenger RNA of Daucus carota subsp. sativus, 3807 nucleotides long. RefSeq lists its product as uncharacterized. The record is from RefSeq and is a predicted model, not a curated record. Gene Ontology annotation, biological process: recombinational repair. The coding region runs from base 779 to 3751 and encodes 990 amino acids. The transcript has 2 exons. Gene Ontology annotation, molecular function: ATP hydrolysis activity; ADP binding. Lineage: Eukaryota; Viridiplantae; Streptophyta; Magnoliopsida; Apiales; Apiaceae.